AUGCAAACUUUAGCUAGUACAAGAGUGCUCAGACCUUAUGCCGCACCGGCAAGGGCAAGCGGGGCAAGGGAGCUGGAGGGGCUGGUGGAGGUAGUGGAGGUGGUGGUGGAGGCAGCGGAGGGGGUGGGGGUGGUGUUGGGAGAUGAGGCGGGGGUGGCGGCGGCGGCGGUAGCAGUGGAGGCUGAGGAGGCACCGGAGGUGGCGGAGGGAGCGGAGGCGGCGGAGGUGGCGGAGGAGGCGGAGGUGGAGGAGGCGGCGGAGGCAGCGGCGACAGCAGAGGACCUGGUCGUGGCUCUGCACAGAGGAGUGGCUUCGGUGGUGGUUCGCACCUGCAGCAGCAGACAGCCGUGA
This is a messenger RNA of Closterium sp. NIES-65, 351 nucleotides long. Lineage: Eukaryota; Viridiplantae; Streptophyta; Zygnematophyceae; Desmidiales; Closteriaceae. The record is from the annotation of a GenBank genome assembly.